Messenger RNA from Purpureocillium lilacinum, 345 nucleotides. The record is from RefSeq and is a predicted model, not a curated record. Lineage: Eukaryota; Fungi; Ascomycota; Sordariomycetes; Hypocreales; Ophiocordycipitaceae.
AUGUGCGAUGAACUACGGUUGACGUCGACGCCGUGUAUGUCAUGUAAUUGUUGGUUGCGCACUUGCGACGGCGUUGACGGUGUGAGAAAGGGAGGGAAAUGGCUCAUGUUUGCGCCGCUGCGAGCGAGCCCGUGCAGUUUCACAUCUCGCAUGUGCUGCGGCGCACGAGAUGGGCAUGCGGUGGAGGCAAACCAUGACAAGAGCCAAGUAUCUGGGCUGGGCCCUUGCGCGGCGUCCAUGGCUUGCAUAUUUGAUGCGAGGAACAGCGGCAACGGCAGCAGCGGCGGCAGCAGCAGCCACAGACCCUGGCGUUCCAACGGUGCGACGCGCCCUGCCGGCAAGUAA